AGAAUUUAAAAAUCAUCUUUCGCUAAAUGACAACGUUACGCCAAAACCUUGCCUGAGGUCUGGGCAAACAACUAACGCAAACAAAGUGAAACAACGUACGAAAAAAUAAACAAAUAUUAUCGUCGAUUUCGUUUUAUAAUAUAAUUCUCUUUGCACUUGAAAUGAGCUAAAGACUUAAAUUUCGUUUUGCAACAAAUACCUACAGCCUGUUAUUGUUUGUUUUUAAAUUUGUACUGGCGAAAAGGAGAGAAAAGAAAUCGUCAAAGGCAAACCCGAAAUAAACCCAGUUUGAAUUUGGAAAAAUCCAGUUUGACGGCUAUUCGUCUUUACAUACAUAAUUUAUAUAACUACUUACGAACAAAUAUACCAUUGUACAGUAAUUACAACAUGAAAGGACUAACUUGAAAUCCAAAUAAAAUGCGGAAUUACACUGAUUUUAUAGCAAAUGUUAAACCGAAUAUUCAGCGGAUAGUGUGCCAAAUUUGCAACAAAGCAACAACAUAUUUAAAAUUAGCCAAAUUGAAGCAGAGCAGCAGUAAUUUUUUAACAAAUUGUCCUAGUAUCUGUGGCGCAUCAGAGCGUAAAAUCUCAGAAUCUAUAGAUUCUGACAAAUUAAAAAUAUAUACAGCCGCUGUAGCAUUAGCAGAAAUAUCGAAAACUUUUCAAGACCAAACUGAGGAAAAGGGAGGAACAUAAAUGGCUCAACCGCAAUUACUACAAAUCAAAUUGUCGCGUUUCGACGCCCAACCUUGGGGCUUUCGGUUGCAGGGUGGCGUUGACUUUGCCACGCCGCUGGUUGUGCAGAAGGUAAACGGUGGUAGCUUGGCAGAAAAGGCUGGCCUUAUCCCAGGAGAUGCUGUUCUGAAAAUCAAUGAUGUUGAUGUUUUCAAUUUGCGCCACAAAGACGCUCAAGACGUUGUUGUGCGCUCUGGUAACAAUUUCGUUUUGACCAUCCAAAGGGGAGGUUCGACUUGGCGCCCACACAUAACUCCAACCGGCAACGUCCCUCAGCCUCAGCAGAACUCCCCAUAUUUGCAAACAGUGACGAAAACUUCUCUAGCUCACAAACAGCAGGAAUCACAGCACAUUGGCUGUGGUUACAACAACGCUGCCCGUCCGUUCGUCAAUGGCGGCGAUGGCAGCGUCAAGAGUAUUGUCAAUAAACAAUACAACACCCCGGUUGGCAUUUACAGCGAAGAAUCCAUUGCGGAAACUCUUUCAGCUCAAGCUGAGGUCCUGGCAGGCGGUGUCCUUGGUGUCAAUUUCAAGAAAAACGAAAAGGAAUACCAACCAGACAAGUCCGAGGUGUUGAAGUUCCUGCGCGAAGAAGAAACUGGCCAAUCGUCGACUCCAGAGCCGCCAGCUCCAGCAAACUUCUAUUGGACGCAAAGUCACGCCAUUGGCGGCAAUACACCGCUAUCUCACCAACACCAACAGCAACAGCAGCCUCAGGAGAGGCAACCACAGGAAGCAGCGAAAUUGCAAAGAGAAAAUGCAGCGCUUCCAGCCAAACAGCCACAAUCGACCAAAACGGAUCCUGCAGCGGCACCUCCACCGUCUGAAGCAGCCGAUCCACGUGUCAUCAUUAUGCCAGUGUGUCCGGCAUUGCAAGGACCGGAAUAUAAGGCGGAAAUGGAAGCGGCAGCCGCUGCAUUGCAGCGUGAUGACGGCCCGCGUCCAUUGUCCGCCAGCGGUCAUCCGGCGUGCGCAUUGUGUGGCGUUGGCAUUGUUGGUGUAUUCGUACGUAUCAAGGAUAAGAAUUUGCACGUGGAAUGCUUCAAGUGUGCCACUUGUGGGACCUCGUUGAAAAACCAAGGCUACUACAACUAUAACAACAAGCUCUAUUGCGAUAUCCAUGCUAAACUUGCAGCUCUACAAAGCCCACCAGCUGGCACUGAUGGAUAUGUACCCGUACCAAUUAAGCCCAAUACCAAGUUGAGUGCGACCACUAUUUCCUCAGCUUUGAACGCUCAUGGAUUCGCUGACAUCCCUGUGGCCAAUGGCGGAAGCGUUCCACCAACUUCUGCUCCGAAUGCAGACGCCAACGAGUGCAUUGAUGCUGCGAAAGAUGACAUUACCGACUUACCUCUUCCGCCACCGCCGUCACCCACGUUACUGCAACAACUGGCCAUUGAAAGCCAAUUCCGCGGCAGUCCUAAUGACAAUGAUAUCAGCGUACAGCGAGAACUUCAACACAGUAGCACAGGUGGUUCGUCUGUUUCACCGGUAGCCCAUACAACACAAACAGAGAGCUUAGGAGACGGAGCAGUGGAUGAAAAGUCUAGUGGUUACGCUUCUACUUCUCCAAUACAUUCACGUCAAACCUCAUCCUCUUCUACCUCAACCUGUGGCUUCAGCAGAGAUAAACAAGCGGUCCCACUAACGGCAACAAUACCUCCUCCACCACCGCCGUUACCUAUAUCCCUCCCAGCUCAGCUAAACGAACCAUCCGUCUGUCAGCAAAAUGAAAACGAUAUGAACUCACAAAAUCAGUAUGGCAAAGGUGGCGGUGGCAAUGAAGGUAACAGUGGCGCGCCUUGUGCCGGUGGUGUGCUUUCGCCGGCAGGUGGAGUUUACAGCAAAUUUUUGAAAGAGUACUCCAACAAGUUGCUCACACAAAACAAGGACCACAACGCAUAUACAAAUAAGUUAACCGCUGACAUUUCCCAAAACAAAAUCAUCGACACAAACUACAGUCAAAUCGAACCAUCUACACAUACACCAUUAAUCCCUCAAUCACUGUCAGCCCGAAUCUCAAGUCCGACUACUGGCGACAAGACAAAAACAAUAAGUCCACAACCCACAGUUGUUGCCGCUUUAUCAGCGACACUAGCUAACCAAUUGAAUCUUAACUCAUGCCAGCAGGUUUCAAACUCCGAGGUGUCUCUGAAUCCUUCGGCUCCUCCAGCACUAUCAUCAUCUUCAAUCAGCACGCAAGAAACAACCGCUAUUAGUGAAACAAUCAGCAGCAAAAGUACGAGUGAUAAUCGGUUCGAAAGUGAACCGUUUGUAGAAGCUGUUGAAGGUAUACGCGGUACGGACGAAGGGGUCACUUCAGCAAUGUCAGUGACAAACGAUCAGCCUUUUGGUGAAUACGUAACCUUAACAGGUAGUGUCAUCCGCAGCGUUGUGCCGCCUGGUAAGGGAGCAAACAUCAACUAUAAGGUAAAUCAAGGCUAUGCUAGGCCUUUUGGAGCAGCUUCUGGUCCUCCAGCCGCGGCACCUAAGUCGCCGGUGGCCUAUCCGCCUCAGAGGCCAGCUGUCAAUGCAUACGCCACAUUGCCCCGCUCUAAUAUCGGACAACAAGAUCAAGAUGCCAGCUUGCAACCGCAAUAUGCGGAGGAGUGUAGUACUUCGGCGCCAGUCGGAUCUGAGUACUUUGAGGAGGACCACGAACUGGCCGAAACGAACCGCCAAAACAGAAAUAACUUCUCUUGGCCGCCUCCAAGGGAAGAUAGCCCCAUUGUACCGACAGCGGCACCACUCUAUAUCCCUCCACCUGAAACACAACAUGUGGUAGCAAAACCAUUGAACACCCAGCUUCGAACGGAGGAGGAAUUGACCAGUGUACAAAGUGCAUCAGGUAAUAAUGGAAGGCAGGAAAUUAUAACUUCGUAUCUGCAGCCUAACCGGCAGAGUAAGUCUGCACCACAGUUGACAAUUGGCUUACAACCGCCGGAAAUUGAGUCGAGCUCGGAAAGUUUCACUUCAACUUCAACAACAACUACGACCACUUCAGAAGAAUAUCAACGGAUGUAUGCGGCACAGGUGCAAGCUUAUCAAAUGCAACAAGCAUAUGAGCAACAAUCCGGCUCAGAGUUUGACUACCAUGUGGAUAUGGAAGUAGCUACUAUGCAACAAAAUUUGCAAGAUUCGUCUUGUAUUAGCUCAUCUGAGUAUAUAUCUGGGCGUCGUAGUGCUCAGGAAUGUGUAGAGUCUUUAGUUGCUCCAUUGAAUACAAACAAACUCAUCGAUAUGGUAAGAGAAGUAACACCGAGCCCGGUUCCCCCAUCCAGUGGCCAGGGUCCUAGACAUGUUGUGUUUGCAGAUGAACAAGAGACUAAAGAAAUUGCAUUGGAUAGAGCCGAAAAUGAUUACCAAUCUGCAAUUUUAGAUGAUAUCAACACACCCACUUGCAAUGAACUCUUGAUAUCUGGGUCUCUAGAAAACAAUAUAUCAGAAGCGAAAAAUUCGCAAAAUAAUUGCACAGAGUGUGAAGCAAUCAGAGAGGAUACUGAUACUUUUGUCAAAUACGUUGCCAGUGAAAUAAAUGAGAGUCAACGGCUAUUUCAGCCAACUCCGGAAAUAAAAAUAGAAAUACCUCCAGUUCGGCAGAUACCACCAACAAAAAUACCAAAUCCUGUGCCAAAAGAGUGGAUCAACCCAAUGGUAAGGGUCUUGACCACAGCUCCAGAUAUACCUUUUCAUUUAGUAGAGUGUCCAUGCCCAAAACCUUGUAACAGUGAGUCCUUCGAAGCUGUGGAGCAAGAUACAGUAAGGGAAGAACCCGUAAAGCCACAAAAAGCGCAAAAUGUCGAAUGUGUAGAAGAAAUUGCUCCCAUUGAAGAACCUCUACUUAAAGGGUCUCGCCUUGCGAACGCUAUGACAACUGCACCCGAGUGGGAGUUGCGUUUUGAGCCACCUCCUUCAGAAAUGAUUCCUUUGCCCGAGGAAACUGAACCCUAUAUGCCUCCCCCCAUAGAUAUGAAACCAUAUCUGCGUGAAGACUAUCGGCCCAAAUCACCAUUCUUAAGUGCCCUUACCACAGCCCCCGAACGUCCGUUUGAAGGUCAUUUUGAAAGAGAUGUUCCUAUACAUUUGCUGGAUCUUCCCACGCCAAAGGAACACCUGACUUUGUCAGAUGCUUUGCGUACCGCUUCUGAACGAGCAUACACACCACUUAAUGCAGAAAAUGCGACACAUUUAUUUGAGGAGCAAGAGAUAGCUAAAGAGAAAAAGAAACGCGAAUUUCAAGUUCUUGAUAGGGAGGAAGAACUAGGGAUUACUCCACUUGGCAGUGAGUCCAUUCAAUAUUAUACAACGGAAAAGCGUAGUAGUUCGCAGCAACGAAAGUCGUCCGCGUUUGCGGCAAUGCAAGCAUUCCAACCAACCCAAGAGCCAUUAUCAUCCAAUACUCCACGCCAGUCCAUUACGUCCUACUCCAAAGAAGAAUUCGAUCCCGACUACGAAAGGUAUUAUAAAGCGAAAGAACGCAAUAAAAAGCGUAUUGAUUAUUAUCACAAAAAAGAGGAAGAACUACAACAACAAGUUGAAACAAUUAGAAAUCAAGAAGCUUCUGAGACUAACACAUGUCAGAUAUCCUCAUUAAAUUCCUGUACCAAACAAAGUUCUUCCUCUGAAUCCUCUUCCGCAGUCCAAGCAAUGUCAAACACCAAUUCUACCAGCACAUACGCCACCAAUUUAACUCAAGCUUCAGGGCCAUCGUACCAAAGUAAUGCUCGAUCCAUCAUCUCAGACACAAAAAUUGAUUUGCAUGAAGUGAUUGAAGAAACCACUGAAGAGCUUGAACAUUCUGAAGUGCUAUUUCCACCACCAUCACCGCUAAGCCACCUCCAUGGUAAACCCGCUUCAUCCGGAUUACACAAAGCUGAUACAAUACCAAAAUAUCAACGCAAUUGGACAACAUUACCAACACAAAGCCCUGUCCGUACUCCAGAACCACAAGAGCUUCGUGAAAAUAUACCACUUGCUUUUGUAGAUGCUCCCGUGGUUAGCACAGCAAGUAACCCAGUGCACAAACCAGUAGCUCAAAUUAGUACAACAACAGCGGUAUCUCGCCAGUACUAUCAGCAAAAAGAUAAGAGUGCGUAUGAGAGCCGUGGUUCGAUCACAAGUACAUCGAGUACAGCUGCAUCGACGCUGCAACAGCAGUCGAAAGUGCCUACUCAAACGAACAAACCCGUUGUGCCCAUAAUAAUUGAGGAAAGAGUUGCUCCACAAGUAACAAUGGCUUUUCAGUCCUUAGACGAACACUUACAAACAGAUGAAUCACAAACUCCAAGUCGCCCUUAUACGCCAUCAACGAAUACUAAACCAGUCCCAGUAAUUCCUUUUUAUCAAACGCCGGAAGCACUCUGCUUUGACGAGUGUCCAGCAUCUCAUGCUCGUACCUAUAAUCGACGCUCGGCUUCACCAUUCCCGGAUCGUGCACGAUCUCCCGCUCCGGGCCCACCACCAAAUCCAUUAGCUGCUAUCCGCUCAAACCAACCAAAACCUAAAGAUAAUGACUUGUCUUCCUUGUCUCCGCGUGUACUUCAAGCCGGAUCAAUUACUACGGGACAAAGUUAUUUAGGAGCUCAGCAACAGCAACAGCAACAGCAACUACAAGUGUUAUCACACCACGAGCAGGCGAGCAAUAUUGGAAGUCAAAGCUAUACAGAAGAACCUGAAAGAUUUGAAGAACGUGUCAUUGGUGAUUACACAGUGCAACGUAGAGAAAAGGCCGCCCACAAAGCCGACCAAAAGCUAUCGAGUUCCGAAAGUCAAACGAAAAUGCAGAUUGGAGAUACUCAGAUUGAGAGAAGACGCAGAGUAACAGAAGAAUAUGAGCAUACUCAAAGCGCCCGCACGGUGGAAAUUUCAACUGGUUCAAAAACUACUAAAAUUGCAUCAACUAAUUCAGAAAGCGACCGUCGUCAGUCGUAUGGCAAAACAGGAUAUGUCGCUAAUCAAGCUCGUCGCUUAUCCGGCUUGGAGCAAGAAAUUACCAAUUUGACUAGUCAAUCUCAAGCCAUUAGCGCACGUGCAGCCACCCUAACAGAGACAUCAUUUCCCCAAAUAAAAUCGCCUGAGCCUUCAUCGAAAUUUCCAACUAAACCGUUGCUACCUUCUCACGAUGAACCUCAGCGUCCAAGCUAUUUAUUUUCUGCGACCCCUUAUAACAAAAUGGUUGGGCCGCCACCAGGAUUCAAUGAGCAGGAAAGACGGCAACAACAACAACAACAACAACAGCAACAGCAAUUAUCGGCUACCAAGCAAGUGUCGACUGCAUGUGGAUCAUCUGUGGUUUCGCAACAACAGAAAUCAUUAAGCACAUAUUCAAGCAGCAACUUCACAACCUCCACAAGCAAAACAUCAUCAUUGUCAUCGCAAGCUAAUGCCGCUCACGUUGGCAGUCUAACAAAAGCUUAUAUUACUAAUAACAAUACAGCUGGAGCGGCAAGUGAGACGACCACCGGCGUCAGCGCCAUUUGCCCUGUAACUGGCACUUUUUGUCGUCCGGGUCACACUUGCUGCAAACAGCAACAGUUGCAAGGGCAGUCAAAUGCGACUGUCGUAGCUAAUUUAAAAGAGAAUAAUAACUUAACGUAUCGCGCGAACGCUUUCACAGGUGUAACGGAUGCAAAGACUAAUGCACAAGCUACAAUUAUCGCUACCGCUACUGCUACUGCUACCAAUGCCGCUUCUGCGGUCAAAGCUACUGACAUAACGACAACGCAAGCACCGCAAGCACCGCCCGCUGCUGCAGCUGCGCCUACAUCAUUUCCGCCACCCAAUACCGUUGACGAUAUCAAGUCUAACCCUGAUCUCGGUGGUUCCGCAGGUGUUGGCGGCAAGGGAGCAUUUGGCGCCACCUCAGCUCCGAAGCGUGGACGUGGAAUCUUUAACAAGGCAGUCGCACCCGGUGUUCGCGUACCUUUGUGCAGCAGCUGCAACAUCCAAAUCAGGGGACCUUUCAUUACCGCACUGGGACGUAUAUGGUGUCCAGAGCAUUUCAUUUGCGUAAACGCCAACUGUCGUCGUCCAUUACAGGAUAUCGGUUUUGUGGAGGAGAAGGGUGAUCUGUAUUGCGAGUACUGUUUUGAGAAAUACUUAGCUCCCUCAUGUAGCAAGUGUGGAGGCAAGAUAAAGGGUGACUGUUUGAACGCCAUUGGAAAGCAAUUCCAUCCGGAAUGCUUCACUUGCGGCCAUUGUGGCAAGCUCUUUGGCAACACUCCUUUCUUCCUGGAGGACGGUAAUGCAUACUGUGAAGCCGAUUGGAAUGAGCUUUUCACAACCAAAUGCUUCGCUUGCGGAUUCCCGGUUGAAGCUGGUGACAGAUGGGUCGAAGCUCUGAAUCACAAUUAUCACAGUCAAUGCUUCAAUUGCACCUACUGCAAGCAGAAUUUGGAAGGACAGAGUUUUUACAAUAAAGGUGGACGCCCUUUCUGUAAGAACCAUGCGCGUUAAAGCAGAAUAGUGAUUGCUUGUACAUCAGGGAUAAUGGAUAUUUCAAUAUCAUAAUAUCUACAUACAUAUAUACUCGUAUAAAAAAUAAAUAGUUUAACAUAAAUAACCAUUGAAACAUUGUACUUAUAAAUUAUUUUAAAUACCAUAAAUAAAAGCUGACACCCUCGAAACAAACCGAAAAUAUCGAAAUUUCGUGCCAUCUCCUUCCCAGGUACAUUGUAACAAAGUCUUGUCCCAGCUUCCAUAUUAUUUAAGAAAAGUUUAACAUUUUUGAAAUUUUUUUUUUUGAAACUCAUCAAACAACACAAUUAAAUGUCAAUGUUUAAUCAUAAGUAAUAAAUUUAUUUAUGGGAUGAAGGAGAAGCGCACAAAAAAUAAAUUGCUCAUACCAUGUUUUAUAUACAUAUACACUCGUAUGUACUCGUACGUUCAAACAUCAAACACUUAUUUUAAACCAAUCUUCAAAUGAUGUAACUUUUAGCCUAAACGCCUAGACACCUCGAGAAUCAUUAUUAAUUGUAUUGUAUUAUGAAGUGAAUAUCUGAAAUUGUAAACCCUUCUAUCUGAUUGUAAUUUAAUUUAUACAGAUACACCUAUUGUACAUAUUUUAUUUUCAUGUGUUUUUUGAAGAAGGCUUAGAAAGAUUUUAAGUCAUCAGUAUAAGCAAAAUUGUGUUUGCAAUCAAUUAUCUUAAGCUGCUGAACGAAUAAACCGAAAGUCUUCCGAA
Ceratitis capitata (Mediterranean fruit fly) is the source of this 8917-nucleotide messenger RNA. It is a transcript of the gene Zasp52, whose product is annotated as PDZ and LIM domain protein Zasp. Gene Ontology annotation, biological process: muscle structure development; heart development; actin cytoskeleton organization. The coding region runs from base 697 to 8190 and encodes 2497 amino acids. NCBI's taxonomy places the organism in Eukaryota, Metazoa, Arthropoda, Insecta, Diptera, Tephritidae. Gene Ontology annotation, cellular component: filamentous actin; Z disc; adherens junction. Gene Ontology annotation, molecular function: actin binding; muscle alpha-actinin binding. The transcript has 16 exons. The record is from RefSeq and is a predicted model, not a curated record.